Messenger RNA from Syngnathus acus (greater pipefish), 2639 nucleotides. Its product is annotated as mitotic spindle positioning. The coding region runs from base 503 to 2182 and encodes 559 amino acids. Lineage: Eukaryota; Metazoa; Chordata; Actinopteri; Syngnathiformes; Syngnathidae. The record is from RefSeq and is a predicted model, not a curated record. The transcript is spliced from 4 exons.
AUCUCUCCACUUUGGUAUCCUUGAGUUGUUUGGACUACAAAAUUCUCACCGAGUAAUAAACAAGGCGGAUUCGCAAAUCCACCAUGAUUUUUUACUCGGAUUUCCGUCUGGCAACACCCAUUACCUUGUUUUGGCUCGUUCAAUAUUGAACUCUCAUCUUAUGUCAGUUGACCUUAUCAGCUGACUGCAGGGGGAGGGCUGCCGCCCUCAGUUUAUCUACUGGGCUGCACACGCAAGUUAGGUCAAAAGCGAACAGUGAUGUCCGAAGAACGGGCUCCCCUUUGUGCCAGCCGCUUUUUCCUCUGUGGCCAUGCCACCAUAGGGAAUUCUCUGUUAUCACCAUAGUAAGCCCUCCUUUUGUUGUCGUCACCUCUCGUGUCGCCGCGGUAAUAUCCUUUCUUGUCGUCUCUGAGGUAACGUUCCUCCCGUCGUCGCCCUGCUAAGGCCCCCUUUGCUGCUCUGCGUUGGAAUCCUGCCUGAUUUGUUUGUCUUCAACGUCACCAUGGACUACAUUCCCUGGAGGUUUGCGCCCAAGCCUCCGUCCCCCCCGCUGCGUCCGAGCAGGGGUGAAGACGAGUUCUUGGCACCCAAGGGGCCGGCUCAGGUCAAUAUGUCACCGGACGAGGGCAGUCCUGACAGCAGCUCAGGAUCCCGCUGUGGGUUUUACUCCAUUGUGGAAGACCCGACGAGUCCGGAAGCAGAGCUGAAUGAGGUGUGGAUGCUUUCGCCUGAGCGGCAGGUUCAUCUCACGACGUUGAAGGAAGGCAAGGCCUUUAAAGUGCAGACUUACACCGGCAGCAACAAAACAGAGAGUCUGUUUCCAGACUCGGAGGAGUCACCGUACCGAAUCCAGCCAGACAACCGCUGUCAAGUGUUUGGCGAAGAAGAAGAGAGACAACUGAGGAAGGAAAUUAUCCAAAAGCAGGCCCCAAAGAAGAAUCCAACUUUCAAGCUCAGUGAGCAGCUGAGUGUGCUCAACGAGCGGGAUUGGAGUCUAUCAACAAAUAUGCAGGCAAAAGGUUUGACUUUGAGCCACAGCCCUGUAAGAUUAGAAGCCCCUCGCUCCGCAAUAAUCGACAGGGCGCAGAUCGACUUCAGUGCCGCUCGGCACCAGUUCCUCAAGCUGGAGCAGGGCGAACGCACCGUCCUUAGCCACUCCCAGUCUGGCAAAACUCAAACCUCAACUGGGAAUGAGCAGAGGUCAGGUCCUAGUGGCACAGUGGACGACCUGAAUUUUUGGGCUGUUGAGGACGUGCGGGCAGAGGGAUGCCGUGGCUUCGUCAGCGGUAAAGACGUGUUUGAUGACAGCAUUCCUCCGCAAGCAGUGAGGAAAGGCAAGUCUGAUGUUGACGACGAGACCCCGAUUGAGAAGGAGAUCCGCUCGGUUCGAGAACGUGAGGAAAACCUCCAGCGCUCAAGAGGCCUGAAGCACCAUGAAGGUCUCUCACACAUGGUGGGGAUUCAAAGCAAGCGUGCUCAGUCACAACCAAUUCCUAACAACCAGUUGCACUUUUUUAUUGAGCAGGGAAACCAUGAGGGGGAAGUAAAUCGGCAGGCUCCAGAACCACCGAGAGCGCUUUUACACCCAAAGGAACAGUUCCAGGAGGACCGGCAGGACCAGGAGGUCAUUUUGUUUCCUUGCUGUCCUCAUAGACACGCCAAAGAAACCUCCUCCUCCUCCCAUGUCGGCUCGUGGACCAGAACUCUUUCUUGGCGGGAGUCUACCGACCUGAAGACUAGGAAAAACAGUGUUCCAAAUUUCAUUGAGAAGGAGAUAGAAGAGGCUCUACGACGAGAGCGGGAGCUUCAGCAGUCCAGACAGUCGAGAGAGUCCUUGGAGUCCAGGGAUUCUAUACUGUCCAGAGGAUGCAGAGAGCCCAGAAGGGAGUUCAGGGAGUCCAACCUUCACUUUGCAGUUCCUUUGUUGGCGCAGGCAUCAAAGAUGACCGCCAAGCAGCUUUUACCCACAGAAAACUCAGCUUCACCCCUGCCAAAAGGCCCGAUGGGGGCACUGCUGAGGGACUUUGAGGAGCGACGGGAGAGACUUAGGAUCGACGACGGAUCCUACGCUGGAAUCGAGCCCAUCGAUGACAUCAACAACCAGGUGGUGGAAUCAACUCGAGUCAUUCGACACAAAAGCCAACGGGCUUUGCGCUGGGAAGCGGGGCUCUUUGCCAACUAGCGGAAGCACAUUCAGAACCCCUCAGCGGGGGCCCCCGGAUCCAGAUCUAGCCGUGCGUCGCUCUCAAAUGUGGCCUCAUCAAGUUUGUAAGGUGCGGAGGAAGGCAUGGCCAUGAUAAUGAUAAUGAAGACGACGAGGAUGCUGAUCCAUUCGUUAGAUUCCAAAGAGCACAUAUACUGUUUCCAUGGCAGCGUGCUGAAGGUUGCAUGUGCAUGCGCUCCCGGAUUUGUGCACACGCGUGUAUGCGUUUCAUCUCCACCAAGACCGUUUCCAUGGAUACAGCAUGGCAAGUCUCAAGGUCCAGGAUGCUAGGCAGCGCCCCUGCAGUGCUUUUGGACUUGAACGUUGAAUUGCUUUCCCGGUAUAAAAGCAGUCUAUUUGACCGCUUAUAUGGUGCCUAGACGUCUAGACUAAAGCCUAGCUAAAACAUGCCUACCAGUGAAAGUUUCAUAUAGAC